AUGAAGGAUGGGGGGUGGGGGGGGAGGGGGGACAAUGAGUUGGUGGAUUUGCGUUUGGGAUGGCUGGUAUUGGCAGGGGUGUGGUGGGUGGGGGGUUGUGGGGAUGGGGGGGGGGUGAGGGUACUGGUGAGGUGGGGGGGGGUUCUGGGGGGGGGGUUGGUUAGGCAGGGGAAGGUUUCAUGGGGGGGUCGGCGGGUUGCAUGGUAUGAUGGGAAGGGGGGGGGGGUGGGGGGUGGCUUAUUGGUAGGAAUUGAUAUCGAAAAUUAA
This is a messenger RNA of Knipowitschia caucasica, 267 nucleotides long. The record is from the annotation of a GenBank genome assembly. Lineage: Eukaryota; Metazoa; Chordata; Actinopteri; Gobiiformes; Gobiidae.